Messenger RNA from Aegilops tauschii subsp. strangulata, 1445 nucleotides. RefSeq lists its product as uncharacterized. The record is from RefSeq and is a predicted model, not a curated record. Lineage: Eukaryota; Viridiplantae; Streptophyta; Magnoliopsida; Poales; Poaceae.
CUAGCGAGCGAGCGACCCCGCCGAUGGAGAGGUCCCGCGGCCUGCUGCUGGUGGCGGGCCUGCUGGCGGCGCUGCUGCCGGCGGCGGCCGCCGCCUUCGGGCCGCAGCCGGGGGCGCCGUGCGAGCCCACGCUGCUGGCGCCGCAGGUCGCGCUCUUCUGCGCGCCCGACUUCUCGACCCAGUGCUGCGAGCCCGUCGUCCCCGCCAUCAACCUCAGCGGCUGCGUCCCCUGCGUCUGCCGCGUCCCCGCGGAGCCGCAGCUCGUCAUGGCGGGCCUCAACGCCACCCACUUCCUCACGCCCUACAGCUCCUGCGGCGGCCUCCACCCCGGCGGCGCCCACCUCGCCGCCGCCUGCGAAGACGCGCGGCCUCCUCAGCAGCAAUACUGCACUGCUUCCACAUGCGGUGGUGUUCGUCCGGGCGCGCACCCCGCCUUCGCCUGCAAAGUCGUGGGACACGCUCCCCUGGGCGCCGUCUUCGGCAGCUUCACACGCCCCUCCCCACCUCGACGCAAACUUCAAGAGCUGAAGUGCGAUCCGUUUUCACUGGGAAGCAAACUGGUCUCAGCAUGCGGGGAUGACCAGCAUCCAUCCCUGCCAUGCUGCGAAUUCAUCAUUAACACAGUCGACGAAUACUGCGUUUGCGAUGUCAUUGAGGUUACUGAGGUGACAAGUGCAGGUAUUAGCGUCUCUAUGAUAUGGACAUUCUACAGUAUCUGUGGGGGCACCAGGCCUAUUCCCGCCGAUACGACAGUAUGCCAUGAACAGUCACCACCUCCCCCUCCUCCUGUGAGUCCACCGCCCCCACCACCAUCUCCCGGACCCCCGGCCUCCACGGGUGACUCUGUACUGAAGAGAUGCAUGGACACUAUCUCUCAUGCGCUGACCGAGGCGGUGGUGGGCUCUUAUGCCAUGUCGGGGUUGCUGGUCGUGUCAGUUGGUACUGGCAUCGCCGUGUGGGUUUGGAAGAAAUAUUCAGAUAAGAACAGGGAGCCGGCGCAUCUUCAUGGAGAACUGGAGUUGCAGCCAGUACGUGCCGGACAGCAGUCUACUAUCAUCGGCACUGGAGCUGCACGUCUGCGGAGGCCAAUGACAUCAGCGCAAACCACUGUUCCGAGCACCCCAUCCAUCCCGGCUGCGACUGCGAGCGCCCCGUCCAUCCCGGCUGCGACUGCGAGCGCCCCGUCCAUCCCGGCUGUGAGCGCCCCACCGGAGCUACUUUCCGCUCCUGCCCCCCGGCUAGCCAUCCUAGAGUAGGCAAGAGUAUGUGAGGCUCAGUGUCAAACCAUUGUUGAUUCAUUCGAGCAGAACUUAUUUAGCCCUGAGUUCCAUUAGUGUCAAACCUCUUCAUAUGAAUCUCUUGCAUGCUGUUUCGUGCUCGACGAGAUAUUUUAUCCGUUUUGUGAAACUACUUUGCCCCUUCAAAAAAAAUUGGUGUUUCGUCAA